CGCGGCGGGGACUUUGAAAGUGCGCGCGUCCCAAACGCAACGGCGGUUACGGCGAGUGUUGGCCUGAGCUGAUCUUGCACUUCCCGGUGCAGCUGUCCAGAGGGAUCUGAGCCAGCUCGGCAGUACUGACCUAGUGCUGCCGGGCACGGCGCGACCUUUGAAAACGCGAUCGCCUGAUCGCUGCAGCGGUUACUGCGAGUGUCGCCGGGAGCUGUGCCUGCACCUUCCGGACUAGGGCCCGGACAGCUUUGAGCUAGCUCAUCACUUUCCCCUUUACACCCGAGGGUGUGACUGCGGACCUAAAGUGCUUGCUACAAUGGAAGGAGUCAAUAAUUUCAAGACACCAAACAAAUUAUCUGAAAAAAGGAAAUCUGUAUUAUGUUCGACUCCAUGUGUAAAUAUCCCGGCCUCUCCAUUUAUGCAGAAGCUUGGCUUCGGGACUGGGGUCAACGUUUACCUAAUGAAAAGAUCUCCACGAGGGUUGUCUCAUUCUCCUUGGGCCGUCAAAAAGAUCAAUCCUUUAUGUAAUGAUCAUUAUCGAACUGUGUAUCAGAAGAGACUGAGUGAUGAAGCUAAGAUUUUAAAAAACCUCAAUCAUCCAAACAUCAUAGGGUAUCGUGCCUUUACUGAAGCCAGUGACGGCAGUCUGUGUCUCGCUAUGGAGUAUGGAGGUGAGAAGUCUCUGAAUGACUUAAUAGAAGAACGCAACAAAGACAGCGGAAGUCCUUUUCCAGCAGCUGUGAUUCUCAGAGUUGCUCUGCACAUGGCGAGAGGGCUAAAGUAUCUGCAUCAAGAAAAGAAGCUGCUUCAUGGAGACAUAAAGUCUUCAAAUGUUGUAAUUAAGGGUGAUUUUGAAACAAUUAAAAUCUGUGAUGUAGGAGUCUCUCUGCCAUUGGAUGAAAAUAUGACUGUGUCUGAUCCUGAGGCCUGUUACAUUGGCACUGAGCCAUGGAAACCCAAAGAAGCAUUGGAGGAAAACGGCAUUAUUACUGACAAGGCAGAUAUGUUUGCUUUUGGUCUUACUCUGUGGGAAAUGAUGACUUUAUGUAUUCCACAUAUCAAUCUUCCAGAUGACGAUGAUGAUGAAGAUACAACCUUUGAUGAGAGUGACUUCGAUGAUGAAGCAUACUAUGCAGCUCUGGGGACCAGGCCAUCUAUCAACAUGGAAGAACUGGAUGAGUCCUACCAGAAGGUCAUUGAACUUUUCUCUGUGUGUACUAAUGAGGAUCCUAAAGAUCGUCCUUCUGCUGCACACAUUGUUGAAGCUUUGGAACUAGAUGUCCAGUGAUGCUGUUUGUGGUGGUCUAAGCAUGAAGCACAGCUUGUAUGUGAACUGUUGACUCAGAUGCAUUUAUUUAGUUACUAUGACCUGCAGUGGCUAGACUCUGGAAGUGGCUUAUUUUAGGACCACUGCACAUAGUUAAUAUUUGCAUAAUUUUCUGAAAUGUUAUUUCUUAUAAGCAUUUAAAGUGGCUUAUUUUAGGAGCACUGUAUAUAGUUAAUAUUUGCAUAAUUUUCUGACAUGUUAUUUCUUACACGCACUUACUGUACUGGAUACUAACUCUUCACGUACCUAGAUGCUGCCCCUACUGAUUUAAAACACUAGUCACCCUGUCUGGAGAGGACUUAGAAUGAGGGACCAUUGCUUUAAUAAAGAUCUUUUCAGAUAUUUCUCUUUAGUGGGUUAAAAAUGUCACUUUAUACAGUACAAAGUUAAUUUGCAUCUGCUCAUAAAGUGUCCACCAUUAGCUGGCCUGUUGGCCCAUGUGCUUAUUAAAUGUUCCCUGGAGCUUGAGAAGAACAUGGUUCAGAAGAGUCGCUCCUACGGUUUUCAGACCCUGGUUACAGCUGUCUUGCAUCUCUUCACAUCUUAGUGUCUAACUUAUUGAAUAUAUUUUUAUGCUAAUAUAUUUUGUUUUUACUGAUUGUAUCCUAAGUCUUUUAAAGUCGUGAUGUAAGAAUAAAUAAUAAAGGACAGUUUUGGUACCAGCCA
Messenger RNA from Peromyscus maniculatus bairdii (prairie deer mouse), 1993 nucleotides. RefSeq names its product PDZ binding kinase (gene Pbk). Lineage: Eukaryota; Metazoa; Chordata; Mammalia; Rodentia; Cricetidae. The record is from RefSeq and is a predicted model, not a curated record. Gene Ontology annotation, molecular function: protein serine/threonine kinase activity; ATP binding. Gene Ontology annotation, biological process: peptidyl-serine phosphorylation.